Thamnophis elegans (Western terrestrial garter snake) is the source of this 3078-nucleotide messenger RNA. RefSeq names its product transmembrane p24 trafficking protein 9 (gene TMED9). The transcript has 5 exons. Bases 82 to 759 code for a protein of 225 amino acids. Gene Ontology annotation, cellular component: endoplasmic reticulum-Golgi intermediate compartment; Golgi apparatus; COPII-coated ER to Golgi transport vesicle. Gene Ontology annotation, biological process: Golgi organization; endoplasmic reticulum to Golgi vesicle-mediated transport; COPI coating of Golgi vesicle. The record is from RefSeq and is a predicted model, not a curated record. Lineage: Eukaryota; Metazoa; Chordata; Lepidosauria; Squamata; Natricidae.
CUUUCGGCGACGCGGGGCCUGCCCUCUGCUGUGUAGCGAUUACGUGGCGCGAAAGCGGAGGCAGGACGCAAGCGCGGCAUCAUGGCGGCUCCCGGUGGUCGGUCGAGGGUGCUCCUGCUGCUGGUGGCGGUGGCGGCCGGGCUCGCCCCCCGUGCGUGGGGCCUUUACUUCCACUUGGGCGAAACGGAACGCAAAUGCUUCAUCGAGGAGAUCCCGGACGAGACCAUGGUCAUCGGGAAUUACCGGACGCAGUUGUACGAUAAGCAGCGAGAAGAGUACCUUCCCGCUACUCCCGGCCUGGGCAUGUUUGUGGAAGUGAAGGAUCCCGAUGAAAAGGUGGUGUUGUCUCGGCAGUAUGGCUCAGAGGGCAGAUUUAUCUUUACUUCUCACACCCCAGGAGAGCAUCAGAUCUGCCUGCACUCCAAUUCCACAAAGUUUUCCCUUUUUGCAGGAGGCAUGCUGAGGGUCCAUCUUGACAUCCAAGUUGGGGAACAUGCCAAUGAUUAUGCUGAGAUUGCAGCUAAGGACAAGUUGAGUGAGCUGCAGUUGCGUGUUCGCCAGCUUCUGGAGCAGAUAGAACAGAUCCAGAAAGAACAAAACUACCAAAGGUGGCGAGAGGAGCGUUUCCGGCAAACCAGUGAAAGCACAAACCAGAGGGUUCUCUGGUGGUCCAUAGUCCAGACUCUCAUUCUUGUAAUCAUUGGAGUUUGGCAAAUGAGACACCUCAAGAGUUUCUUUGAAGCCAAGAAGCUGGUAUAAAAAGAGUAAUAUCAGCUCAAAGCCUGCAUUUCUCCCAGGAACAGUUCCUGGCACUUCAGGUGUCUGCGUUGAUCUUCUCUUCUCUCAUUGGCCCUUUCCACCAGACUGGUCACUUGCCAGGAUCUGUGCCAUCUACCUCCCACUGUGCCAGUUCUUCUUCCUCCUUCAACAUGUCAGCCUGUGGUGAUCUCAGUGCAGUGUUUUAGUCCCAGGAAGAUGCUGCCUUCUUUCCAGAUAGUCAAGACCAGCUCCCUUCUCUAGCUCUACAUGAAGAUUGUGUUUUGUAUUUGCAGAGAGGGGAGGAAGGCACCAUGUCUUCAACUUUUCUCCUGACUAAAUAUGUUCUUCAAAAUUAGACUCUUCUGAAAGGUGAUUGGAACUUUGUGUAGCCAGUUUCACAGUAUAUCAGAACCAAGAAAACUUGCUAUUUUUAACUGUGUUGUAUAUGUAUUAGCACUGAUUUCUAAAUACCACCAGUGCAUCACUCAGGAGAAUGUUUUGAAUAAGAAGAUCUGGAGGCUCUCAUUUCAAUUCUCCUCUUCUAUAUAUUCAUCAUAAAUAGGAUGCAGUUUAAUUUGGGGAUUUGCUGCUGUGGAAUUAAUAGGAUUCUUUCUGAAAGAAAUCUGUGUUACAGGAUUAAUGUGCUGAUCACUGGGCUACUAAUAAAAGAUGAUUAAGUAUUGAAAUUUACUUAUGCUCUUCUUCUCUAUCUUGUUAAAGUUAAUUUUUCCUGUAUAAAUCUAUUCACCAUUUUCUGGCAUUGACUACUUAAUUUUCUUACUACUUUGAAUGUAUAAGCAGUUGCAAGGUUGCUUUUAAAACAGUGCAACUUAAAUUUAGCAGCAUUCAAUGGGAUAUAUGCAGCAGUAUCUGCAGCAAACGACAGUGAAACCAAAAUUAUGGCAUACAUACAUUAUGCAGAUGCCACCUACUUGCAUCUCAAUAUCUGUUGUUUGUACAUAAGUUGGCAUUUGCAUGUCAACAUGACACGCAUUUUGCCAUCUCCUGCCAUGUCCUUGCAAAUGCCCACGUAUACAUGUUUCUGUAUAAGAUCUUAAUUACAUUUAUUUGGAAGAAAAUCCUACUGAUUUCAUGGGAAUACCCUUCCAAAUAAAGUUUCUAACAUUUCUGGGUUAAGUCUUUUGGGAGUUUCUAUCUGCCAAAUUCUUGGCUAUCUAGCAAAUGCUACAUAAUCAUUCUUAUAAAAUUAGGAAACCAUUCCUUGUUGUCUUUUCCUCUAAAUAUGGGAUGCAGUUUUGGGGGGAAGAAAAAAAGGCUUUAUUCAGACAUUAAAAUUUGUGGCCAGUAAAUUAUAUUCUGCUUUAUCAAAGAAUAAACUGCUUAAAUUCUUCUUUUUCCCUUGCGCACCUGGCUAUAAUUUUUUAUAUCCUGGAUAGUUACAUGUCAUAGUUUAACAAGCAGUGGUUCUAAGCUGCAAAGUUUAAGUCACAUUACCUUUGUUUGGAACCCAGGGGAAAUUGAACGGACAGGUCAGCCUCAAAAAUGAGUAUACAAAAGGGAGUAGCAAAAUGAUGGAAAAUUUUAUGUUGUUAGACUAUUCAUUUUGCACCCGGUUUAUUUGUCUGAAUUGGGCCAUUAUUUUUCGGGAACCAAAAUGAAGGUUCUGUUAUUACUUUAUGUUUGUGAAAUGCACUUCUGAAUAAGCUUGAAGCAAUUGUUGGCUUAUGUUCACCCAUCUGAUUUGUUUUUUUUAUCUCUUACGGGGAGCAUGGCAGGACUGAUGGAAUGAAUGCAAGCAUUCUUGUGCUCUAUUCAUUCCUUUGUCUAUCCAUACCUCCUUUUCACUAUAGAGGUGUGAAAAUUUUAUUUGCAGUUUUGUAAAGAAUGAGUAUAAAACUGGAUGGCGUAUUGUUUGGCCCACAUCUGUUUGAAAUAUAUAUAUAUAUAUUGUUUCUUUAUAAGUUUGCAUAGAAUUUUCUUUCCUUAAUGCCAAUAGUAGUUUAUUACCGAGCCAGAGGUGUCAAACUCGUGUCAUCACGUGGCAUAUCAUGACUUUUUCCCCCUUCACUAAACCAGGCAUGGGCAUGGCCAGCGUGUGACGCAUCCAGCCCUCUGGCUGUGAGUUUAACAACCCUGACCUAAGCAGAUGCAGAACUCUAUAAGACCAAGAACUAGAAGCAACUGCAGUUAGUCAUGCAAUUCAGAUGUCACCAAAUGAAUCUAAUGAACCUUGUUUGUACAUGGUAUGAAUGUGUUAUGUAACUGGCUUAAUAAAAUGGAUGGAAUAGUGAUUUUAUUGCUGAAAUACCUGGAGGUGAACUUAAAUGGUUAAGAAACUUGAAUCAGACUCCAACCUUU